Molecule: messenger RNA, 1110 nt
Organism: Didymodactylos carnosus
Lineage: Eukaryota; Metazoa; Rotifera; Eurotatoria; Philodinida; Philodinidae
Source: the annotation of a GenBank genome assembly
AUGCGGGCGGGCGUUGGAGCUACUGCCGGCGCAACUGGCGGUGUUGUGGUCGGAGGACCUGUAGGAGCUGCUGCUGGCGCUGCCGGAAUGGGAGUGGUCGGCGCAAUUGGGGGAGCAAAAAACAGUAUAGCGACGUACCCAGAAUUCCAAAAACGAAAUUUAUCAAUUGCAACACCAUUAAGUUAUUUACGUGCACAAAUAAAUACAAUAAAAAAGAAAUUAUGUGAAGAUAUUGAAUCAACAUUAGGAUCAAAAUUAGGUUUACAAUUAAAAGAAUUAGAAAAGAAACGUAAAACAUAUACAACAUUUACAUCAUAUACACAAUUUAUAAUUAAUUUAAUUAAUAAUAAAACAUAUAUAGAAUUAUUAAUAACAGAUAUAUAUUUAGAAAAAUGGCAAGAUCAAAUUGAUUCACAAAAUAAAAAUGGUAAAAAGUCUUAUUGUGAACAAACAUUAAAAUAUUUAAAUCAAUUACGUAAUGAAGCAAUAGAUCUAAAAGAUGACAUGGUAAAACUUGAUUUAAAAUUAUCUGAUGUCGAUUUAACAAUUGGUUUAUUUGUUGAUGAAUUAUAUGAUUAUUAUUUUGAUGAACAACCAACAAUGUUAGAUAAAUAUCAAAAUAUGUUUGAACGUUUAGCUGAUCGUAUAUCACAAUUAGUUUAUAAAGGUUUUGCUAUACAUAUAUUACGUGGGAGACCAUUAUGUAGUCAAAGUCGUUUAAUGGAAAAUACAAUAAAAAAAUUACGUGUUUUUGGUCGAUUAAUUGUAUUAACUGUUAUUGGUGAACAAUCAUCAGCUAACAGUUCAUUAUUGAACAGUACAUUUGGAUGUAAUUUUCGUGUUAGUUCUGGAAGAUGUACAACUGGAGUUUAUUUAGGUAUUGCAUAUUAUAAAGACGUGACAAUUGUUAUACUUGAUGCUGAAGGUAUAUUAUCAUUAGAAGAGUCUGGUUCCAUUUUUGAUAAUCAAACAAUAACAAUGGCAAUAUUAUCUUCGCAUAUUGUGCUUAUUAAUCACAAGGGCGAAUUAAGUUCCAACUUAGAAGGCUUGAUUGGUAUGAGCCUAUAUGCAAAACUGCAACUUCAAAAUUCACCAUUAAAGCGACAGUAA